Pocillopora verrucosa is the source of this 6169-nucleotide messenger RNA. Lineage: Eukaryota; Metazoa; Cnidaria; Anthozoa; Scleractinia; Pocilloporidae. The record is from RefSeq and is a predicted model, not a curated record.
AUGAGUUUGAAUACCUCGUUGGUUUUCUUGUUGAUCCUCACCGCGAGUAUCGACAAGACUGCUGCUCAGCACGACAAGUGUAGUAACAACAAAUGUUGUUCACAAGGAGGUGGAGGGGGAUACAAGGAAAUUAACGACGCUCGUCGCAGUGUCAAGAAUCAUUUCAAAGCAGGUCAAAACGCUAUCUGCGACAUUGCGCUCCCUUGGGGAUGGUAUCGAUUCACAAGUUAUGUUGGAGGCAAAAUGCCCAUACAAAUGGUACCGCGAAUGAGAUGUGGAACAGUACAUCCAGUGUGGAUGAAUGGUUCCCUUCCUACAAGAACUGAUGGAGUUGUCGACCACAAGGCAUGCAUCAAUUUCUUCGGCAUAGGCUGCUUUGUCAGUUUACGAAUAAAGGUUAAAUUCUGCGUAGGAAGCCCCGAUUUCUUUGUGUACUAUCUCGGACCAACGUAUUCUUGCUCUUUAGCGUACUGUGCCGGCUUCAGGAAACCGUGUCCGCCUGGUCAAACUGGCAAUCCAUGCAAACCUGUUAAAAUAACUCCACCGAGAAUAUUCGACAGUAACAACCUAGGAACGCCAUCGAUUCAAGUCAUAUCUGGAGAACAAGCGGUUGCGGUCUCGCUCCUUUGCAAAGUUGAUCUCCUUCAAGGCAUUGAACAGCGAGAUGACGUUGAAUAUAAGAUUGAAUGGACUUCAGAGGGUAAAACCUUACGUAUUAAGUCCAGAUGCGAUCAGAAGGACAGGAUACCAUGUCCUAACACAAACUCCAUCGUAUCCACACUGAUUGGAUUUACUGACUACCUCGCGGGAAUAUGGGUUUCUUGCAGAGUUUCCGCAAAGUAUAAAGACCCCGGCAGUAAAUGGUCCACUCCAAAAGACGUUAAGAAACCUUUUUUCGCCGGGAUUGAGGUCUCUCCAACCACUCUAAGAAUUGAUCUGAACGCCUGCAGUAAGCAAAAAGGCAACAAGAUUACAAUACGUCCAACCAUUCCUGCGAGGCUAGACCCAGUUACGAACAGCUACUCCAGGGCAAGAUUUAUACUACCAGAAAAAGGAUUAAAGCUUCGGAUUAAAGAUCGGAGCACUAACCAAAAUUGCUUAAGUACUGAAUUUAAGCUCCAAGGAACAGAUCCUGUUGAUGUGGAAGUCGUACCAGAUUGCACUGCCCUGGAAAAAGAUACUAAAUCAACUAAGGUGAUCGUUGUUAAGAUGAUGCCCAAUAAUAAGUUUUGGCAGAAAACUUUCGUACGCACUAUAUGGGUUUCCAUUAUAAUGACUCACGUAGAGCAGUGUAAGGCCUAUACGGAUCCACACUACCACGCCAUGGAAAAGUUAGGGACUACCAGGAGAUUUGAUUUCAUGGGCCAUGGAGAUUUUGUCUUAUACAGAAAUCAAGAAAAAAACUUUGAGGUCCACACAAGACAGUGGGCGUGUAACCGUCGUGGAGUGACAUGCAACUGUGGGGCAGUUCUUAGAGAUCACAAUGAUGUCAUUGAAUUUAACUGUUGCAACAAGGACCUGAUGUUUCAAAAUACACACCCUACACCCUUGCAAGUCAAAUUACGAAGCAAAAAGUGCCUGAGGCCGGGAAUUCACUUAGCGAAAAAAUUCAACGGUGGAAAUAAUGACUACACGGUGAUUUUUCCAACGGGAGUGCAAGUGGAUAUCGUGCGAAAUUAUUGGGGAAUCGAUGUCACCAUUAUCACUCAACGAGCAAAAUCACGCAAUGACGAGUCUGGUAUCUGCCUGUACGAAAAAGGGAGCAUCCAAAGUUAUGGUGAACAGCAAAGACUGCAGCCCGGUACAAGCUAUUUUGAUACACUUCCCCCAAAUAUAGAUGAUACUACGGCGGACUAUGCACCGUUAUGUAGUGGACAGGCUUCAUUUCAUGUUCCAACUUUCAUAAAACGUAGAAAAACAACGUUCACUCUGUGCGACCUUAUAAAAAAGAGAGAAGUAUAUUACUCUGAUGAGUUGACCGCUGAAGAUUAUGAAUUAUUUAAAAAGCUUCCUCCGUCUGAGAACCGUCAUCGCUUCGGGAGAGCAUUACCUGCCACUGUGAUCCCCCUCAAAAAUGCAACUAAUUACUGUGUUGAGAGGAUAGCGAAUAGCAAAGUUGGGAAAAUUUGUGCAAAUCAGGGCGUUGAUGUGCAAUCAUUUGUGGACAGCUGUUCUCUUGAUAUCUCGUUAACAGGUGAUCAUUCGUUUGCUAUGGGCAUUGUUUCUAUGUUAACAAAUGAAUGCGGAUAUGUAACCGCAAUUAAUGCGUCGUCAGCCAAUUCAAAUGAAAGCAGCGAUGGAAGAGAAAGAGUGGGCUCCUUACAGAAGGAGAUUUCGGAACUCCUUUGUCCGAAUGAUUGUGCUUUCAAUGGCGAUUGUGUCAAUGGUUCUUGCGUUUGCUACAAGGACUACACUGCAGAGGACUGUUCCAUUUCUCUCUACCAAAAGCCAAGCAUCUCAAAAUUGCAAAGAGAUGGUUUGUGUGAUCGACGAAUUCGCCCCUGUAAGAAAGUCACAGUGAUGGGAACUGGAUGGCUUAACUCUACAAAUUUAACUUGUCAUUUAAUAGAGUUUAAGGUUGUAAACAGUUCGUGGAAUCCAAAAACAAGGGAGCUUAGGUUUCCUGGGAUCAUGGUCGACUUGCUUCUCGUAGAUUGCUUCCUACCAGACUCACCAGUAAAGCAAGGCUUUUUCGACGAAAAUAUCGGCGGAACUCCUGCUGCGGGACUAAAAGUAUCUGUGUCUAACGACGGUGUUCACAAAAGCAAUCAAAAUUUGAUCCUUAUUUCCUACGACUCAGCUUGUAUGGCGUGCAAUGUAUCAAACGGAUGCUAUCUUAAGGAUAAUUCGUGCUUCAUUAACAAUUAUUGUUUCGCUCCGAACGAAGUACAUCCUGGUGACUGGUGUUUUCAGUGUCUUCCCGAUGUUGAUAAAAACACUUGGACGAAACGGCAAGUCAACCAUCCACCUAAUAUUACGUCUCGCAAGGAUUACUACGCGUUAUAUGGCGAAAACCUCGAAUUGGUGUUUGAUGUAGUUGAUCCCGAAGGCAUGCCUGUCAUUAUUUCACUGUUGGGUGGAGGCCCCAAAGAUGCAAUGCUAAGAGACAACAUUCUUCACUGGAACGUCACCUCAGACAGAAUCACCAUAUUUCACUUACUAGCAACAGACAUCUGCAGCGCCUCGACCACUUUUAACAUUACUAUUUCCUUAGUUAACUGCCAAUGUCAAAAUAACGGAAGUUGUUCGCCAGUUGCACCAAGAGGAUCAGGUUUUUACUUGUGCGAAUGCCCACCUGGAUUCACAGGGGCGAAAUGCGAGACAAAUAUUGAUGAGUGCCAGACUUAUCCAUGUGUCCAAGGCCUUUGCACCGAUGGUAUCAACAAUUACAGUUGCCGAUGUGACCCAGGUUAUGUGGGAAGACACUGCGAUCAAAAUCAGGAUGAGUGUGCUUCGUCGCCUUGUGUAAACGGCAGUUGCACUGACCUGGUCAAUGGAUAUAUCUGCAAUUGUCACCCAGGAUACGUUGGUACUCACUGUGAUGAGAAUGUCGAUGAGUGCCUGUCAUAUCCUUGCUUUUACGGGACGUGUUUUGAUCAAAUUAAUGAUUACAAAUGUCUAUGUAAAGCUGGCUACACUGGAAAAGACUGUGACGUAAAUAUUGAUGAGUGUCAGUCAUCUCCAUGUAUUAACGGAAAUUGCACUGAUCAGGUGAAUGGCUUUAAUUGUCGCUGCCAAACAGGAUUCAGUGGUGCACGGUGCGAGUAUAACAUUGAUGAUUGUCUCCCGGUAUCUUGUGGAAAUGGAACGUGUAUUGAUCUCCUGAACAAUUACAGCUGUAUAUGUAAAGUUGGGUACACCGGGAAACACUGCGAAAUCCCUAUCACGCGUUGUAACAGAGACUCUUGUUAUCCUGGUGUGCAAUGUACAGAAAUAUCACAUUCGAUUUCUUGUGGCCCUUGCCCCACUGGUUUUACUGGGGAUGGAAAAAAUUGCAGAGAUAUCGAUGAUUGUCAUAAUCAUACCUGUCAAAACGGUGCAUCCUGCGUUGAUGGUGUCAAUGAUUACUCGUGUACUUGUGUGAUAGGCUUCACUGGAUCUAGUUGUAAAAUUGACAUUGAUGAUUGCCAUAAUCAUACCUGCCAAAACGGUGCAUCCUGUGUUGAUGGUUUUAAUGAUUACUCGUGUGCAUGCGCACAAGGCUUUACUGGACAAAGUUGUGAAACAAAUAUUGAUGAUUGUCGUAAUCAUACCUGCCAAAACGGUGCAUCCUGUGUGGACGGAGUUAAUGGUUACUCGUGUACUUGUGUGGUAGGCUUCUCUGGAUCUCGAUGUAAAAUUGACAUCGAUAAUUGUGUCAAUCAUAAAUGUGGUAAUGGUGGAACAUGUGUGGAUGGUAUUAAUUCUUACUCGUGUAGAUGUGUGGCGGGAUUCACUGGAAACCAUUGUCAAAAUAACAUCGAUGAUUGUCAUAAUCAUACCUGCCAAAACGGUGCUUCCUGUGUUGAUGGUGUUAAUGAUUACUCGUGUGCUUGCAUGGCAGGCUUUACUGGAUCUAGAUGUGAAACUGCAAUAUCCAGCGUAAAUGAACAGUCAUCCCGAAAGACUUCUCCAGGUCCAUCAGAGUCAAAAGCGACACCUUCCAAAACCAGUGCACCAGUCAUUGCUACGACCACGCGCGGGUUUGAAACAAGUUUCAUUAGUGUGAGAAUAUCGCAGACAAUAAAUCCUUCGUCACCUUCAAGAGAGGUGCGCAUUACUUCAUCAAUCAGGCUUCCAAAUGCCUUGUCAAGCCAAACAGCCUUUACAACACCAAAACCUGACGCACCACGCACAGAUAAACCAGCUACAGAGAAAAUAACAACAGGUGCAUUCGAGACUGAAGAACCAGAGACAGAAGAAGCAGCCAUCGAGGAAAGCAGGACAGGUCGUUGUUUAGUCCAUCACUUUAUAACAGAGCUCAUCAUGGAAUUACAUGUGGACAUGACCUGGAAUGAUGAAUUGAAUGACAAAAGCAGUGCAGCUUUCAAAGACCUGUCUCGAGAAUUUGAAAAAGAGAUUCAGCAGCAAUAUUCCAAAGAUGAUAACUUUGUUGCUGUAAGAAUUCUAUCAUUCAGAAAAGGAAGUGUUGUGGUGGAAUUCAAGUUAAAAUUUAAGGGGAAGCUAAAAACUGAAGAAGCGUUAGCACCACUUAAAGAGGGAAUAAAAGAUGGCAGAAUGGGCUCCUUGAGAGUUGAUCCUGAGUCCUUAAGAGUUAAAAAUGGCAGAGAAGAAACUACAAAGCCAAAGAUUUCCUUGGCAAUGGGAAUUGGCAUUACAUGUGGAGGAGUUUUUUUUCUUGCUCUCAUUUUAAUUUACCUUGUUCGUUACUGCAAGCGACGCAAUGGUAAAAUCCAAAGGCGUAGUUCAGAUGGUAUGCCCACAGAAGUUUCCCUCCCAAAUCUUGCAACUUACGCUUUAAGGGAUGAGAAGGAAGGCAAUGCUCGUUAUGAAGAAAUACCAGUCUCCAACGUUGGAUACAACCAGUACGAGACACUGGGCAUCUCGAAUGAAGCCGUGCAAAACGAGAAGCCGGACGCCCCGAGUUCAAGUACUAAUCCUCCUAAAGAUUUGGGUAUUCUAAAUAAAGCCGUUUCCUACGACGAAAUAAAUAUCUAGAUUAACGCAUGAAAUGUCCUCCUCUAUCAGACAGAGGAGGUACGCACUCUUCCCCCAAAAAAACGAACGGAUAAGUCAAAGAUAUCGGAUUUUCACCUUUUUGCUUGCGUUUUAGUUGUUUUUCAAAAAGGCAGAGAGGAAUUUUGUGUCAUUUCUUUCGCAUAUAGCUUGAAAUAUACCAGAAGUGCUUUUUUGUAUCUAUUAUAUAGUUAGAUAAUUUUGAGCCAUUAGGGAAUUGUAUGCCCGAUCUUCGUUUAUGUUCUUCAAAUUCCCUUUAAUGUACCACCAAGAUUUCGUGAUAUUGAUUAUUGGUAUACUUUCUUUUAAUUACUUCACUGUAAAGGUUUACUGCUCUAUCGCUGAUAAAACCAACUUGUGUGUAUGUCUAUGGAGUAAAGAAAAAAAUUGCAGUUUUAAAGAAUAUUAUACGGCGGAUUUUUACGGAAUUACUAGUUAGAAAAUUGUGAUCGGUUGCUUUUUUCGAUAUUUUACUGUACUUUUUGUUUAUAGA